CAGGCGCGCGCGGGAGGAGUCGGUGAGGAUUUUCCCGCUGCUCACCGAAUCGCAUCCUCCGGUUUUCUCCUCCUCCGGUGACAGCUCGAGCUGCAUCCUAAAACACACACACACACACACUGGUGCAGUCCCGUCACGUCCUCGCGCUCCCAUCCGCCUCAGCGCGAGCAGAGCAAUGCAUCUGACGGGAACGCGCGCGCGGCUCAACCGGAGCGACAUGCACAAGAUCAGCGACCAGGUGCUGUAAAGGAGCUUCUGAUGUUGUCCACGUACGGAGGAACGAUGCUGUGGAUCGUCCUUCUAAGCAGCGUCAGUGUCGUUCUCGUCCGGACGACUCCCAUCCCUCUGUUGGAUGAAUCGGAGGAAAUCGACGAACCUUGCUUCCAUCCAUGCUACUGCGAGUUGAAAGAGGGCCUGUUCCAUGUCCACUGCGAUGGCAAAGGUUUCACCAACAUUAGCCAGGUGGCCCAGUCCUGGAUCAGACCUUUCAAGCUGUACCUGCAGAAGAACACGCUGCGCAAGCUGUACUUUAACAGCUUCCUGCACCUGAACAACGCCAUUGCCGUGAACUUGGGCAACAAUGCGUUGCAAGACAUCCAAGCCGGUGCAUUUAAUGGACUGAGCUCUUUGAAGAGGCUUUAUCUCCACGAGAACAAGCUGGAGGUGUUCCGCAAUGACACGUUCCUUGGCCUGGAGAGCCUGGAAUACCUGCAGGCUGACUACAAUGUCAUCAGGCGGAUCGAGAGCGGCGCUUUUAGACACCUCCACAAACUUCGGGUGCUGAUCCUCAAUGAUAACCUGAUACCUGCUUUACCUCCGUUCCUCUUCAGAUCCAUUUCCCUUACACACCUGGACCUGAGAGGAAACCGCCUCAAGAGCCUGAGCUACCGAGGAGCCCUGGAGUACAUUGGGAGAAACCUGAUGGAGAUUCAGCUGGAGGAGAACCCCUGGAACUGCGCUUGUGAUAUUGUCCAGCUGCGGGCCUGGCUGGAUAGAAUACCAUACACAUCUGUGGUGGGUGAGAUCACCUGCGAGUACCCCUUUCACCUGCAUGGGAAAGACCUGCGAGAGAUCAAGCGGCGUGAGCUCUGCCCGAACCUGACUGAUGCCGAGAUUGAGGCUAGUCUGGGAAUCCCUCAUUCGUUAGGAAGAGCGAGACCAACCAAGCCUUCGUCUAUGUUCUCUGCAAACCAGAAUACAGUGUCAUCUGUUGAACAGAAGAAUGUGAAACCGACGCGAAGGCCAAGGCCAUCAAAAACCCCGCCCACUCCUCGCAGCAUGUAUCCAAACCACCCGCCGAUCGCCGGGUACGAAACAAGGCCACCCAUCCCCAUCAUCUGCCCCAUUGGCUGCACCUGCAACUUGCACAUCAACGAUCUUGGCUUGACCGUGAAUUGCAAGGAAAACGGCUUUCACAACGUUUCUGAGCUAACGCCACGACCGCUAAAUGCAAAGAAGCUCUACCUGAGUGGGAAUCUGAUUCAAAGGAUACACAGGUCUGACUUUUGGAAUUUUUCCAGUCUGGAUUUAUUGCACUUGGGAAAUAAUAAAAUAUUUUACAUUCAGGAAGGGGCAUUUGGCAACUUACCUAAUUUACGCAGCCUGUACCUAAACGGGAAUAACAUCGAGAAGCUAAUGGCGGACAUGUUCUAUGGCCUGCAAAACCUUCACUACCUGUAUUUUGAAUAUAACGAAAUAAAGGAAGUUCAGCCGGCAGCGUUUAGCCCGAUGCCUGCGCUUCAACUUUUGUUUCUUAAUAACAAUCUUCUACAUUCACUUCCUAUAGGCACUUUUGAAGGAACUUCGCUUGCUCGGCUCAACCUGCGCAACAACUACUUCCCUCAUCUGCCUGUGGGUGGGGUUUUGGAGCACCUACAUGCUGUGGUGCAAAUCGACCUGAAUCAGAACCCCUGGGACUGUGCGUGCGACAUUGUUCCAUUAAAACAGUGGCUGGAGACAUUGAGCUCUGUGGUUAUAGUUGGCGAGGUGCUAUGUAAAACUCCGGAUGCCAUGCUGGGAAAAGAUUUGCGCUCUGUGACCCCGGAGGGGAUUUGCCCCGAACUUUUACAACCGUCCUUGUCCCCGGAUGAACAUGAGAUGGAGUUUUCUCCCUCGUUCCCUCCUAAAGCUGUCAUUCCUCUUUCCGUGCUCGUCCUAAGCCUCGUCGUUCUGCUAGUCUCGUCAUUCUUUGCCGCGGCUGCACUUUGCACGUUCGUCAUGAAAAAGCGUGACAAGCUUCCUUUUAGAAAGCAGGAAGAGGCGGGGCUAACUGGAAUUCAGAUGGAGUGUGGAAUAUUCACAGAAACUCCACCGACACUGCCUGAAACUCCACCCUCUAAUCACGUCUAUGAGUGCAUCAGUGUGCCGUCUUCACAAUGUGCGGCUUAUGAGCGGGGGCGAGAUGGGGCGGAACCUAUAGGGCUUUGCAAGGAGGAGGCAGGGCCGAUGGAGUGCAAGUUGGAAGGGGCUGAUUGCGGAGAGAGCAGCUCCAAUUACAGGACGGCGCUGGAAAAAGAGGAGGAGUGGACAACUAUAGUAAGCCAUGCUCCGAUCAACACCGUAACGGAUAUCGCUGGUUUCCACGGGAACGGGAUACUCUGUCCGACUGUGAUUGACAGCCAAGGCCCGACUCCUAAAGUGGGAUUGGUACACAGCCUUUUCGGGACCAGUUCCUGGUUAGGGGACAUCAGUCCAAAGCAAGCGGUCACAACGGACAUAGAGCCGAGGACAGACUGCGCUAAUCAAACCGCAAGCGGUUACCCCAACCUCAGCGCGAGACUGAAAACCAAAAUGGAUUACGUCGAGGCCCUGGAGAGGUCGUAUCAGUUUUAAAACGUUUAUGACAAAAUAAGAGUCUUAACUUUCCCGUCAACUUUCUUCCAGGAUCGAAUAAAGACUGAACACCGUGUUGCUCUGGAGGAAAUCCGCAUACUCGGAGUUUUAUAACAAGUGCCUUCACGAGAGCAGCCAGCAACCAUGUAAAGAUAAUUAUUUUUAUACAACUACAGUUUAUUUAUCUAAAACACAGAUUUAGAGCAAAUGGACAAAUCUGCAAAAGGAAGGAAUGAUGCGUCUAAACCACAGAUCUCCAUAUUAGACACCUACGUAGCUGAUGACAUCAUUACAUACGCCAUGGCGCGAUGAGGAAUUUGAAAGGAGCGUUCACAAGUAGUCGAUGUGUAAUGUAAAAGACUCAGGAGACAUUCUUAAACAGGUUUAUGCGCAAAAACAUGAAAACAGCAGGCGUGCCACGAAACAACGUUCACGCUAAAGACGUGUACGUCAUGUAACAAUCGUGAGGUGUCCCUGACCUUCCCAUGUGUUUAUGGAGGGCUAGACCGUGAGGUAAAUAGCAGCUGAGAACGGUGUUGAGUCUCUCAGUGUUCGGUUGCGGUUCUGGUAGAGCAUUCAGGUGUAGAGGUGGAUCGUCAUGUUAUGAAUAAUGAUGUCACAAUCGUGUAUUUUUAGAUGUGUACGUCAUGAAAGUAUUUUUUCCUUUUUUUUUACUGAGUAAAAUGUGUUUUGUUUUAAAGCAUAUUUACAAAAAGUUUUAUAUUAACGAAGCAGAUUUUAACAAAACAAAAACUUUAGCAGUAAAUAAUGAACUCGUUGCACUGUUACUGUAGUAUCCUAUAAUGUUUAACGUCAUCCGGCGCGACGUCGCGUGCAAACACAAUGACGUCGACAAAAAUAUACCCGCUACGAGCACGCAGCAUAGUUUUUUAUUUUAAAAUUAUAUAAUUGUGUUAAUUUUGCAUGAAAUACUGUGAACUAUAAUACGCUGGGAUUUAACGCCGUUGUUUGUACUUGCGGUUGUUUUAUUGCACUAACAGUAGCCGAACUACAUCACGCGUAACGACCCGACGCACUCUCAUUUAUCUAUAUUUAUAUUUUAAAAAUUGAACAUUUAGCUACUUUAGACACAAAGCUUCUAGAAUAGCUGGAAGAAAGCAUAGUUAGCAUUUCCUUAAUUAGCUAGCACACUAACAUACCCCAAUAUGCUCGAGAUGUAAAUAUUUAUUUCAGAAUGCUUGUCGAGGAUGCAUGAAUGUUUAAUUGUUAACAUUACUUCAAACAAAACUUCCAGUCUUCCAUAUCUUGCUGCUAAGAAAUAUACCUUCUGCUACCAGUAGCUUGUAAGCCGUCAUGCUAAUCAAGUAAAAAAAUGUCAGUGGCUAUCAAAAAAAAGAAAAACUCAAGAUUCUUUUAGAAUCUAAAAAAAUAUAUAUAUUUACUUAAAUGAUUAGGAAAGUGCUACCACUAGCUAGCAGAAAAAUGUCAGCAAAAACUGCCCAAAAUAAAGCUAAAUAUGGUUAAAAAUAGCUUACUUAUGUUAGAAAGUUUACACAAACAAAACUUAGCUAGUUAAAAAUGACUAUCAGUGUAACCCCCCCAAACACAAAUUUUAUGUAAUAAAUAAAGGCAGCUAGUUUUAAAACAUAGCGUCAAACUAGUUUGAUAACAACAAUUCCUGGAACAAAAUAAAAAAAAAAAAUGAAAUAACUUGGAACAAAUAUAAACACUGCAUAUUAAUAUUAUUUCCUCAACAAACCUAACUAAAGUUACCCACAAGCUAGCUAGCUAAAAUCAGAGAAAAUUCCUUAAAUUAAAGCAAGCUAUCGUAAAAGAAUUUGUGAAAAUCCACAAACCAAUAUUGCUAGCUAGCUAACAUCAGAAAAACAUUCCCAAAGAACAGGUAGCUAAUGUUAAAAAAAAAAAAAGUUAAAAACUGGCUAGCUAAUGUUGGCAAAUUUUUGUGGGCUGUACCCAAAGAAACGGUAGCAUGCUAGUUUAAGGGUUUCGGUAUCAGUAGAGCGCCCUCUCUCCCCCGGGCACUAAUAUGGACAUCUGUGGUAUGAAGCCUGGCUUUUUUCUGUGGAUUCCUUUCGUUCUUGCUUUUUUUCUUUUUUGUGAUUAGCAAAAUUUUAGCGGCGGAGUGAAACUGUACAGCGUUUUUAUUCAGCAUUUAACCUGCUCACAGCGACGGACGGCGCAGAGGCCAGACGCGCGGUUUAUAAUCAUCCAUCUGCGUGCAGGACGUGUGCUUAUAUUUAUUCUUCUAUUUCAGUGUUAUUAAUUAUUAAUUAUUAUUAAUUAUUAUUCCUGUACAUCAUGUUUAAUUAAUCAGUGUACGAUGAUUCUGCCUCUCGUUUAGCCUGAACUGAAUAAAGGAGGA
Molecule: messenger RNA, 5176 nt
Organism: Clarias gariepinus (North African catfish)
Lineage: Eukaryota; Metazoa; Chordata; Actinopteri; Siluriformes; Clariidae
Gene: slitrk3b
Product: SLIT and NTRK-like family, member 3b
Exons: 2
Coding region: 259-2832 (857 amino acids)
Biological process (GO): positive regulation of synapse assembly; axonogenesis; regulation of presynapse assembly
Cellular component (GO): postsynaptic density membrane; GABA-ergic synapse
Molecular function (GO): protein binding
Source: RefSeq, a predicted model, not a curated record